Molecule: messenger RNA, 1635 nt
Organism: Struthio camelus australis
Lineage: Eukaryota; Metazoa; Chordata; Aves; Struthioniformes; Struthionidae
Product: high affinity choline transporter 1
Biological process (GO): acetylcholine biosynthetic process; choline transport; transmembrane transport
Cellular component (GO): plasma membrane
Molecular function (GO): choline:sodium symporter activity
Source: RefSeq, a predicted model, not a curated record
AUGGCUCUGAAUAUAGCAGGUGUAGUAUCUUUGAGUGUGUUUUAUACAUUAACUUUAGCUACCGGAAUUUGGGCUUCUUGGAAAAGCAAAAAAGAUCAGAAGAACAGAAACCCCACUGAAAUGGCCAUAGUUGGAGGGAGGAAUAUGAAUGUUUUCAUUGGAUUGUUUACUGCAACUGCCACCUGGGUUGGAGGAGCAUAUAUCAACGGCACAGCUGAAAUUGUCUACCUGCCUUCAAAAGGACUAUUGUGGGUCCAGGCACCUGUGGGAUUUGCCUUGUCCCUUGUUAUUGGUGGUUUCUUCUUCGUAAAUCCGAUGAGAUCCAAGAAUUAUGUGACAGUGAUGGACCCCCUCCAAGAAAUAUAUGGGAACGUGAUGGGAAGCCUACUUUUCAUUCCACCACUGCUAGGAGAGGUGUUCUGGUUUGCAGCUAUCCUGGCUUCCCUAGGAGCAACGAUAAGGGUCAUCUUGGAUAUCGGAAGCUCUUUGGCUAUCAUCCUCUCAGCAUGCACUGUCAUACUCUACACUCUACUGGGAGGCCUCUACUCUGUUGCAUACACGGAUGUCAUCCAGCUGAUUUUCAUUAUCAUCAGCCUGUGGGUCUGUAUCCCCUUCGCCCUGACGAACUCUGCAACAGAAAGUAUUUAUUACACUGCAACUCAUAAAUCCUACCAAGCCCCUUGGAUCGGGAAAAUAGAAAAACAACAUAUUGGAAGAUGGCUGGAUGACUUCUUCUAUCUGGUGCUUGGGACCAUCCCGUGGCAAACGUACUUCCAAAGAGUCCUCUCCACUGCCUCACAGGGACAGGCAAGGCUCAUUUCUUAUCUCUCCGGAUUGGGGUGCUUCUUAAUGGCCAUCCCCUCUGUGCUCGUUGGGGCAGUUGCAGCAUCAACAGACUGGAACGAGACAAACUAUGGUCUUCCAAGUCCACUAGACAGAGGAGAAUCAGCCAUGAUACUGCCAUUUGUUUUACAUUAUCUCUGCCCAGCAUACGUCUCCAUUGUUGGUUUGGGAGCCAUCGCUGCUGCCGCAAUGUCUUCUGCAGACUCAGCACUUCUCUCUGCCAGCUCCAUGUUCGCUCACAAUAUCUACAGAAAAAUCCUGAGGAAAAAGGCUACUGAGAGAGAAGUCUUAUGGACCAUGAGGGCCUCCAUGCUGGUUUUUGGGACUGGAGCUGCUGGUCUGGCUUUUUACUCCUCUUCUGUCUACGACCUCUGGUUCGUCAGUGGGGAGCUGGUGUAUGCCCUGCUCUUCCCUCAGCUGUGCUGCACCCUGUUCGUUCCCAACACCAACACCUACGGCUCGGCUACUGGCUUCUUAGUUGGGCUUCUCCUGAGGCUGCUAGCAGGGGAGCCUGCCCUAAAAAUCCCGCCUAUUAUCCGGUACCCAGGCUGCUCCCUCGUGAAUGGGACCUACAUUCAGCUGUUCCCCUUUAAAACAUUCACUAUGCUUCUCAGUUUGGGGACGAUCAUUGCUGUUUCAUACCUGGCUGCAUUUUUGUUUAAGAGAAACCUCCUUCCCCGCAGAUGGGAUAUUUGCAACAUCAUCAAGGAAACCAGCACUCUCAUUCCCCUACAGCAGAUGGAGAAACAGAUGGGUUUGCAAAUGAUUGCACUAGAAGAGCAUCAUCAUUAA